UGAGAUAGAGAGAGCGAUUGAGCCUGACUUUAUCAACCAGACGUGGUGCAAAGUCACACACUUGUGUUAUCACGAGGGAGAAGAGGCGAGCGCACGUCACAUGCUUCCCGUGGUGAGCCAUCGCUCAUCACCACAGCUACGAGGAAGUGGUGAGAAUUCUCCCAGAAGAAGCGACAGACAUGCACAGGUGGAGGGGAAGAACAAGAACUGACAGAGAGAGGAAGAGGAGGGAGGCGGUGAAGGAGGGGUAGGAGGAGACUCGCUUCAGAGAGGAAUAGGAGCCGGAGAGCAAUUCCAAAACAGCUGUCCGGCAGACGUCCCAGUCGACAGGAGUGCAAGCCUGCAGGCAGAGCAGAGAGCAAGCAGGAGCUGGAGAGGACUGCGACCGACCUGAGGCAAGUGACCUUUCAAUACCAGCAGACAUCCCAGAGGGGUUUGGCAUCCUCGCUCCUGAUCAAUGCAACAGUUGCUGAAAUUAUUCUUGGACUCCUCUCUGACUUGGCUGAGAAUGUAACCGGAUCCUCUUCACUGAGGAACUGCAACAUCUGAAACCAACGCUUCCGACUCUUCACCGCUCGACAUCCCACAGUUGCCGCCAUGCCUGCUAAAGCGCCCAUUUAUUUGAAACCAGUCAACUCCAAGAAAGGGAAAAAGUGUCGCCUGAGGGACCUUCUGUCUCCGGACAUGAUCAGCCCCCCUCUUGGGGACUUUCGACACACCAUUCAUAUCGGCAGAGGUGGGGAGAGGGACGCUUUCGGGGACAUGUCCUUCCUACAGGGGAACUACGAGCUUCUUCAAGGGAAAGUCGACGUGAGGCCUCAGUACAGCAUCCAAAGUGAGUUUUGUCGGGCCAACAGCACCGGUGACGCCUCCUUUCCUGAGACCCCCUCUCCGGUUCUCAAGAAUGCCAUCUCCCUCCCGACCAUUGGUGGCUGCCAGGCGUUAACGCUUCCCCUUAUCUCCUCCGCCGUGUUCCCCCUCCCCCCAGAGCCCUUGGGGGACAUAGUGGGCCCUUCGUCGCCCUUAAAAGCCGACAAUAUUGAGGAGGUGGAGAUUUUGCAGAUGGACGCUUUGCUGCACUCAAUAGAUGUCUUCAACAGUAAGACGUCUUCGCCAACCGUAGAGAUCCAGGCGAAGCCUGACGUCCUUCUGGAUCUAGUGGAGAAGGCAGAAAAGCCAAAGGCAAAGAAAAGCGAGCCAAAGUAUGACAAACUCCACCACAAGAACGGCCGCAGCAACAUCGUGUACAAAGCCAACGGAAGCCUGAACAGCAACGCCAGCAGCGACAGCUUCGACAGUUUCAAAGACGACUUCAACCCAAACAGCGUCGGCUACGAGCGAUUCAAUAAUGACAUUAAUCUGAAGCAGGAACUCUCCGACUGCAGAGGAGACUGGGUGGACCGGGACAGCGGGGUGGAGGAGGGCCGCAUCUGUGAUUUUGAGUUUGAGUUCACCAAAGAGAAAAGCACAUCACAGGAGUCCCUCGCCCACAUCACAGGCUCCCUGCUCUCCCUUGAACUUGAUUUGGGCCCAUCCAUCCUGGAUGACGUGCUCAACAUAAUGGACCAGCCUGUCGCCAAGAGCCGCCCCUGAGGGAAGAAAGGGAAUUAGUCAUCAGCCGUGAAGAGGGAAUCCAAAUGGUGUCUGGAUAUAUCAUUGUGACAGAAACGCGCUGCUUAUGUUUUUAUUGUCAAAACAUAUAACUAUUCUAGCUUCUAUGGAGUGUUCUACGGUUCUCUUUGUUUGUUUGCCGCAUGUUCAAAUGCAUGAGUUGCUCCCGGAUCACCGCCGACGUGCCUUUUUAUUUCCUGUGCAAACGCUUUGUGCAAACGUCGCGGUCCUCUGCUCUUGUUUUCUAUCGACCGUUUAGCGACUGAACUCCCAUUUGUCUCACCGUUUGACGAAAAGCUAAGCAACCCCUUGUUUUUAAACACAAAUAAAU
Molecule: messenger RNA, 1942 nt
Organism: Synchiropus splendidus (mandarinfish)
Lineage: Eukaryota; Metazoa; Chordata; Actinopteri; Syngnathiformes; Callionymidae
Gene: cdc42ep3
Product: CDC42 effector protein (Rho GTPase binding) 3
Exons: 2
Coding region: 598-1593 (331 amino acids)
Source: RefSeq, a predicted model, not a curated record